CUGUACACACCCACGUGUACAAGCACUGUACACACCCACGUGUACAAGCCCCACGCUUGUAUUUAAAACGGACGUUUAACCAAACUGCGCUGUUGGGUUUUGAAUAUCGCGACGACGUGGUUGGUGGUGGUGCCGUUGGGAUCAGCGGCUACAGACGGACCCUCUGAGUUGUGCAGUGCAGGCACGCGUUUGCCAUCCUUGGAGGCUGUCACCAUGUCGCAGGACCUGGGAGAGAUACACCCCCUGCCAAGCAUGACGGAUGUGGACCCUGACGCGCUCUUUCGGUGUCCCUACGACCCCAGUCACAUCCUGUGCGCGAAGCGCUACACCUAUCACGUGGCCAAGUGUAGCCUGACGCACAAGAAGGUGGCACAGAAGAUGCGCACGUGCCCAUUCAACGCUCGCCACCGGAUACUGAGGAGUAGCAUGGCCGAGCAUCUGGCCCAGUGCCCCGACCGGACGGUCGGCCCGACCGAGGUGGCGCAAGGGGCGGCGCGUGCGGAGAGAGGAGAUGGUCAUUCUUUGGUGCCGCAGAGCAGCUGGGAGGCACAACCAUGCCAGGAGGAUUGGGACGCAGAGAUGGAAGAAGAUGGCGAGAAGCAGCCUUACAUCUGGGGAAUAUCUGCCAUGUCCCGCAGUAAAACAAGACCGCUACCGGACAUGCCCGUGUUCGCCGUGCCCGACUAUCCACCGCCGCUGUCCUCGUCGCGUGGCCGCGGGGCCCGGAGGGGGAACAACUCUGCCGCUGGACCCAGUGGCAGGCAGCUCGCCUCCACGUCUGAUACCACGGGCUCUAAGCACAAGUCUGGCAACGCACAGGCAAGUGCAAGCUGCAAGUCACGAGGAGGCGCCGCUUGGCAAUAAGACUCCGAAGGGACCCAAAGAAAAAGGGGUUUUAUUAUCCCGUUGAGGAAAGAAAGAUUCAACAUAAUUUCGACUCGUACCGCGCCGCCGCCGGCAAAGUAUCCACUCCCCGCUGUCGACUCGUGUGGCACGGGGAGUGAACAAAGAAGCGUGAAGAAUUGCACUGGGACGGAAAGAGGAACACGUGGAUCAGUUGAACGAGUGCACAUUUUUUCGUGAAAUAUUUUCAAAGUUAAGUGGGCUUGGGCAGGACAUGUCGUUCGAAGAGGGGGUUGAUGGCUGUGGUCAAGGCUCGAGAGAUUGAGCGAGAUGGCGUGGAGGGAACAUGCCCCGAAAGGAUGUCCAUUUCGGACAUGGAGUGAUGAAUCGGCUUGUGCGUUGGAGCUAGAUUGUUGGCAUCCUGACACCUUGAGAGAUGGAAAAUGCUUGGGGAGGCGUGGCUGAUGUUGAGACCAUAUAUUUUUCCUGGGUUUUACAUUUUCUGCUG
Petromyzon marinus (sea lamprey) is the source of this 1351-nucleotide messenger RNA. Its product is annotated as gametocyte-specific factor 1-like. Lineage: Eukaryota; Metazoa; Chordata; Hyperoartia; Petromyzontiformes; Petromyzontidae. The record is from RefSeq and is a predicted model, not a curated record.